GGAGAGGAGACGACACGUGUCAAAAACUGUGACGUCAUUACAGGCUCUUUGAAUCAACGCGCUCGCCCCGAUACCAGUCCCGGGGAGUUUGUUUUCUACCGGCGUAUUUACGGAUAUAUUCAGAAACAAACAAGCCCUUAAGGGCUAUGUGGAUAGACAGAUGAAGGGAGAAGGAAACAGCACAGAGAAGAACUGUAUUCGCCCAUAUGUUCUUUCUUUCACUUUCGUUCAGCUGGCUCUGAUAUGUUCGUUCGGUGCAGUGUUUUAUGUACAAUUUUUGGACCUUACCCGACUAAGAGGACGGGUCGACAAGCUAGAAACACUGUGCAAUUUCGCUGUUCAUAACCGGCAUGAAAGAGCAAAGAGAAAUGUCGACCUUAAAGACAAGAUGGGGACGACACAGACACCGCUGAUGAGCAGCGACGUCAUGCCCGACGCCUACACGAAUCUCCCUUCCUACGCCGACACCCCUGAGAUGGCAUACGUCACCCAGAUUGCCGAGAAGAUCAACCUCACAGACAACAUGGGCAAUAUCGACUACGGCGGGGUGCCCCUCUCCAACUACGGCAUGGAGAUGGUCAUUGAUCAGGCCAUUCAAUAUAUCCUGGACGCUCAGGCACAGGCACUAGCAGUUCAUUGUUCUGCCGCACACAGCAUCUGCCUCUCAGGUCCAAAGGGUCCACCUGGUUUCGACGGCUUCCCGGGUCCCGAGGGUCCGGUCGGUCCAGCAGGGAAGGAUGGUGCCCCAGGAGAGAAGGGUAUUACAGGAGAUAAAGGUGAUGCUGGACUUCCGGGGGAGAAGGGAGCGGAUGGUCUUCCAGGACCGAAAGGUGACCAGGGGCAACAAGGAGAACGAGGCUGGCGAGGUUGGGUUGGCAUCAAGGGUGAACCGGGGGAGGGCGGAUCAGGCCUUGGGCUGAAGGGAGAGAAGGGGGAUCCAGGAACGCCAGGCAUAGCUGGACCAAAAGGAGACAUGGGAUACCCCGGACUGGCUGGCGAGCAAGGUGCCCCAGGCCCGCAGGGACCGAGAGGUGUUCCUGGUGCUAAAGGUGACAACGGGCUUCCUGGUGUUCAAGGUGUCCAAGGGUUACCGGGUCCGCGCGGAGAAAUGGGAUAUGACGGAUUCAAGGGUGAUGCCGGCCCAGCCGGACCAAAAGGCGAACCAGGCAGCGCAUCCCAAAGUGCUGCUCUCAAGGGAGGCCAGGGUCUACCUGGACCCCCGGGUCCACCUGGACCUGCUGGCUAUGAUGGCUUCAAGGGUGAACCCGGCGUCGCCGGACCGGCAGGACCAGCAGGACCAGCAGGGCCGCCAGGAGCCGAGGGUGCCCCCGGACAGAGAGGAUGGAGAGGCUGGCGCGGACAGCAGGGUCUGAACGGACCCCCCGGGCCUAGAGGUUUACCGGGUCCAGCGGGUGGACCCCCAGGAGAACAAGGACUGCCCGGUCUCCAGGGUCCCCAGGGAUCACAAGGCCUCCCAGGCCCUCAAGGCCCGGCAGGAGGCCCUAAGGGAGACAAAGGUGACACUGGACUGCCCGGAUUCGACGGUCUGGCUGGCCCCCAGGGACCUCAAGGUCCCCAAGGGCCGAGUGGAUUACCUGGCUUAAAGGGUGAGCCUGGUCUGCCAGGUGCAGAUGGCCUCCAGGGCCCUGUAGGUUACGACGGAAUGGACGGGAAACCAGGCCCGCCAGGUCCAGCUGGCGAACGGGGGCUGCAGGGAUAUGACGGUUUACCUGGUCCUGAUGGUCUGCCAGGACUUAAGGGGCAGAAGGGAGAACCAGGAGCCGAGGGCCUUCAAGGACCAAGAGGUUAUGAUGGAUACCAAGGUCCUCCCGGGGUGUCCGUGAAGGGGGAAGCAGGUCCGCCCGGCCCACAAGGAUUCGCAGGACCUCCUGGACCCAUCGGACCUCCGGGUAACCCUGGAGGUUUAGGGCCCGCUGGUCUACAGGGCGAAAAGGGACUAUCAGGCGGAGAGGGUCCACAGGGACCCAGAGGCUGGCGAGGGUUUGCUGGUCUACCUGGGCCGCCUGGUAAAGAUGGCCUCUCAGGUCCGCCUGGCCCACCAGGAGCACAGAGCGCCCCAAGACCAACUGGAUCGCCAACUACAUUCCGACAGGGCCACAAUCAUAACAGCAUAGUGAUGACCGGACAACCAGUACUCAGACAGCCAAUGAAUUCAGCUCAAACACGCGUGAACCCGAUCUACCGAACUAUUCCUCCUGACCCUCCAGCCUCUCAGCAAUAUCCCCGACAGUUUGCUCCAUCUCACUCCAGUACCCGGGCCCAGACCGUGUCCAUCCGGCAGCCCCGCUACCCUCCAGGAUCAUUCCCGCAAUCCGCAGCGGCAGGAUCAGGAACUAGAACGUCAGUCGCUGUCCAGAGAUCUCUGGACCCCAGAUUUAUCGGCUCCGGUGGUUCGGGUGCUGCUAAAAAUUCAGUUUCAGUAAAUAGACCAAGCCCUGACGGCAGCUCCGUCAACACAGUGAAGAUAAAGACUGGCAUCUCCUCUCUUGAUUCAACCUCAACAGGAAAGGGAGGACAGGCUGGAACCUCAAGCAGAGACACUCCUGGAAACACCAAGACCAAUCUUCCACAGGCUAUUCUUAAAGCAUUGUCACCAUCAUCUAGUUCAUCUGUAGCAUCAUCGAAACCAGCAACAGCAACGGUGACCGUUAAACGAGCUCCAGCCUCCCCAGCAACUGCUUCAUCUUCAAAAGCCUCCAUUGUAAUCUCUAGAUCCUCCAAGACUAGUGCGAAAUCAGCUUCUCCCAGACCUUCGUUGACUAUAUCCCGGUCGGUGGUUAACAGACCUGGUGGCAGUAAUCCCCGACCAGCUGCCACCAUAACCAUUCCCAGGCCCUCUCCAACUGGAGCAAUCCCUUCUAAGUCUCGGGCCCUCCCCGUCACAGUUCCAGCCCAGUCUGAACCCACAGCUAGGUCCUCAAUCAAAUUGACACGUCCCGAUCAAUCAUCUUCAGUCGCAAGCCCAGCUCGAGUCUCAAUCUCCCGUCCUUCUUCCUCAGCCUCUAUCACAAUAUCCAGACAAUCUCAAUCAGGAUCAAACCCCUCCCUAUCGCGACCCUCAAUCUCAGUCUCCCGCCCUGCUACUUCAGCCUCUAUCACAAUAUCCAGACAAUCUCAAUCAGGAUCAAACCCCUCCCUAUCGCGACCCUCAAUCUCAGUCUCCCGCCCUGCUACUUCAGCCUCUAUCACAAUAGCCAGACAAUCUCAAUCAGGAUCAAACCCCUCCCCAUCGCGACCCUCAAUCUCAGUCUCCCGCCCUGCUUCUUCAGCCUCUAUCACAAUAGCCAGACAAUCUCCAUCAGGAUCAAACCCCUCCCCAUCGCGACCCUCAAUCUUAAUCUCUCGCCCUGCUUCUUCAAGCUCCGUCACAAUCUCCCGACAAUCUCAAUCAGCUUCAAACCCCUCCCCAUCGCGACCCUCAAUCUCAAUCUCUCGCCCUGCUUCUUCAUCCUCCGUCACAAUAUCCAGACCUUUCAAAUCAGCCUCAGUUUCUUCCCCAAAACGAGCGUCAGCGUCUGUCUCCCGUCCUGUCCCCUCUAUCACAAUCUCCCGACAAUCCCAAUCAGUCUCGACACCCUCCCAAACAGGAUUCUCAGGGACGAUAUCCCGAUCAGCCCAGUCAACUUCAAUAUUUCCCCUGCAAAAAUCAUCAAACUCAGUUUCUGGUCCUGCUUCGUCCGCCUCCGUCAGAACAGGUCGACCUUUCCAGUCCUCCGCAGUCUCCUCCCCAUCAAGACUUGCAGUCUCAGUCUCCCGCCCCGUACCUUCAGCUUCAGUCUCAGUCUCCCGCCCCGUACCUUCAGCUUCAGUCUUAGUCUCCCGCCCCAUACCUUCAGCUUCAGUCUUAGUCUCCCGCCCCGUACCCUCAGCUUCAGUCUCAGCCUCCCGCCCCGUAUCUUCAGCUGCAGUGUCAAGCUCCCCUGGAGCAUCUGUCUUCUUGAAGCGACCUUCACCUAAUACCCAAAGCCUUUCUACGGGAGGAUCCAUCCUGCUGAGACAGAGACAGAGACAAGCAGCAGCAGCAGCAUCUCCUGCUGCAGGAAGCCAGGACCAGGCAGCAACUCAGCGUCGUCGUCCCAGCUUUUUGUCCUACCGCCUGGCGGCCACACGCCGAUCCUCGUCCCCGGGAACCAACGUUGCCAGCAGCAUCGUCCGUCGCCCUCAGCCGUCUCUCGGCGGCACAGGGGCAUCUUCACUACAAGCACGAACACCAUUCAUGCGUUACCAAAGCAACAGAAAUAACAACGCAUUAAGAAGCAGCACGUCAUCCGUGCGUAUUAUACGGCAUGGUGGCCAAGCAACAAGGCCAGGUAACCCCCCUGGACAUGGAGGCGGGAGCGGUGCAGCAGGCGGUGCUGGGGGCGGUGCUGGGGGCGGGGCUGGGGGCGGGACUGGGAGCGGGGCAGCAGGCGAAGCUGUAUUACAGAUCUCUGCUGAAGUGGAAACAGAAUGAACCACUGUGACACGGACCACGUGACUAGAUGAGUGGUCAGGUGGCUAAGUGACGAAUACGUAGAUGAAUAUAUCAAAUAACAGCUCUAUCAUUUUCUAUUCUGGAUAUAGUUGAGAGGACUGGUUCAUAGUGAGACUGUGCCGCAAGGUCUGCUGCCCAGGUUUAGAUACGUCCAGACGCUGUCGUUAAUAAAACAUAGGACAUUUUCUUUGUUUUUACUGUUAGCAGAUAUGUCAAAUUAGUACAUAUUGAACUAGUAAUUUUGACCUAGCACACCAGCAACCUGUUACCUGAAGGAGUGGAAUGUGUUAGUUGUAGCCGAGCCGAGCCGCAUAUACCCUUGUCUUGCCUGUUUAAUCCAUCUGUUUAUACGAACAAUCACAGUGCACUGCUAUAUACUUACUGCCUAUUAAUGAAUUAAAUAGGACAACGUCAUAAGUUGGAGCUGCGGUUAUUCAGGUGAUGGUUUACAUAUUGUUUUAUUCCAUUUCAGUGACAGGAAAAAUAGUAAUUUUCAAUUUUCUAGUUUUGUUUGUUCCAUGGAGGAUGGAUAUCUGUAUGAUCUCGGACACACUGACCUUCUACAUUCCUUUUAUAACAUUAUAGCUCCAGCUGACUUACUUCAACCAACUGUUUUCAAAAGCUCGUAUUAUAGGAGAGGAAACAUUAUCUAUCAGCGUUGAGGGUUUUCUGAACAAAGUUUGCUUUUCACAUUACCGACACGCUCCUGCCGUUGUGAGAAUUAUCCUUCAGUACAGUGCAGGCCAAACCUGGAGAGGCACGUGAUCUAGUUGGAAUUGUAUUAAUUGUAAAAUUGAGUAUGUAGACGUAGAACGAAAUAAAAUUCAGAGUACUA
Messenger RNA from Haliotis rubra (blacklip abalone), 5330 nucleotides. RefSeq names its product collagen alpha-1(I) chain-like. The coding region runs from base 161 to 4474 and encodes 1437 amino acids. The transcript has 41 exons. The record is from RefSeq and is a predicted model, not a curated record. Lineage: Eukaryota; Metazoa; Mollusca; Gastropoda; Lepetellida; Haliotidae.